This is a messenger RNA of Anopheles marshallii, 4311 nucleotides long. RefSeq lists its product as uncharacterized. The coding region runs from base 1 to 4311 and encodes 1436 amino acids. Lineage: Eukaryota; Metazoa; Arthropoda; Insecta; Diptera; Culicidae. Gene Ontology annotation, molecular function: histone acetyltransferase binding. Gene Ontology annotation, cellular component: NSL complex. The transcript has 10 exons. The record is from RefSeq and is a predicted model, not a curated record.
AUGGGACUAGCGGUAGUUCCAUCGGUGCCCGUGAAACAAAGAUCCGAUGCAGUGGGAGAGAUGGCACCCGCUCUUACCGAGCCACUAAGCCAAAGCAAACUGUCCUCGUCAGCUGCGUCGGGCGCCUCUCCGAGGACGAGCAGCAACACGACGACCACAGCCACUACCACAUUCGACGGAACCACUAUCAUCACCUCACCGGAAAAUUUUCACAGCGAACUGGACCACCACCAACAGCAGCAGCAGCAGCAACAGCAACAAACGCAACUGUUGGAGCAAUUUGCCGAUGCACAAUCACAUCACCACUCGUUAACGGUCGGUGGUACGGUGGAUGUGUCUGAAACUGUGGUGGUGACGUCCACAACAACGGCACUACAGGAGGAGGGCGUUAUCCCCGGUGGCGGUAGUGGUGUGUCACAAGUCCAGGGAACGACGGCAAUGUCGAUGCUGUUGGAUUCGAGCGACGGUGUUGGCUCGACCACUGUGGACGACAUACAGAAUAACAAUAGUGGUGAGCCGGGCUUGAAGAUCGAUGCCGAUACCAACCGGGACCUGAUCGAACUAGCGCUGGAACAACUGCAUCAAGACGCGACCAUGGGCGGCGGUGGCAAUGGAAACGAAACACCCGCGGUAGACGCGAUGGCGGUGACCAAUGUGGUUGAUAUGGCAUCCGUGACGUCACAUUCCGCAAUGCCUGGUACCAUUUUGCAGCCACAACAAUCCAGUGAUCUGAUGCCGUUGGAGUUGCCCCCGACACAGAUGAUCGCAUCGCAAGCUAGCUUUCAGGGUGGACAGCAGUUACAGCCAAUGCAGAGCGGUUUUAUGAACAUCCCGAUCCAGGAUUCCUCACAAUCGUCAUCGUCGCUUACAGGGAUGGGAAUCAGCGGCACGAGUGAGCUUGGCAUGCAGCUGAAGGAAAGCAACGAGGUGGAUCAGAUGAUACGCGAACUGUCCACUGCGGACAUUGAUCUGUUGCAGGUAUUUAAAAGCUUCGACAACAACAGUCUGCUGCUGUUCAGCGAUGUCGACGUGGCGAAUCUGUGCGACGUGCCGGUGGGCGAUGGCAGUCAGUCGCAAUCCUCACCCAACAAGGACCGAGAGCGGUUGGAGCAGCGCGCAGAAAUCUUGAAACUACAGGCACAGAUGCAGCGUAAACAAGAUUUUCUUGCUCGCCGUCUCAGCAAGCUAAAGGCCCGGUAUAUGGGCCAGCACAUCAGUGAAGAAAUUGCCGGCCUGUUCGAGUACACACAGCGCUUCUGGAAGAAGCGUGAAAAAGAAAACGCUAAACAUCUGCACAACAUGAACAACAGUAUCAACAACGGCAACGGUGGAGGGCAGGCGGUGAGCAAUAUAGGUUUAAAUGUUGCCACCACGAUGGGGACGCUUUCCGGUGAGGGUAUCAAUAGUUGGCCCGAGAUUAUUCCGUUUCAAGCGCCCCCGCCCGAUCAGACACCGGAAAAGCUGAAACCGAUUUCUGCCAACGCACUCAAGACGUUCACCAAGCGGCUCGAAUCCGUUGUGAAUAUGAUCUGUUCUGAGCAGAGCAAGCGCGUCCUCGACAGUCGAUACUUUCACGGUGUCAGUAACAUUGGUAGCGGGGCAUCCUCCUCGGCGGUACCAUCGACCAGUAGUGCAGAUCCGACCCACAUUGCCAACUUCUCCAACACCAUCCCGAUGUUUGAGCGAUCAGCAACGCAGGAACUGGAACAAACGGCCGGAAUGCUGUACGCCGAAUUGCGACAGGUUCAGUCAACAAUCGAUUCGGACGCAACGCUUAGCAGCUCGGGCGGCGAAUCAGCGGACGAAUCGAUGCCAUAUACGAACAAUGUACAGGAACCACUUCCAAUUACCGAACGAGCCGCGUGGAGGUGGGCCAACGAUAGAGCGGCCGUAGCGAGCAAAUGGACAUGGCUGUGGGCCCGUGUAGCAGACCUGGAAUAUCGCAUCCGGCAGCAUGGCGAGGUACUAAAUAAGAUACGCGUCAACAAGGGUUCCGUUGUGCUGGAAGAGCUAAACGUACCGAGCGAUCAGCUGUCCUCACAACAGUCGGUCAACGGUUAUCGUGGCCAGCUACCGGGCAGCAGCAAACCCUUAGCAUCCCAGACUGCAGUUAUGGAUGACGAGGAUGCCGAUAUGAUGUCCAGUUGUUCGCGUACCCGACCCUACUGUCGCUCGCAGUUCCGGAAACGGAAGCUAAUGCAAACGCACAACCUGCAUACCGUAUCGAAGCGAGCGGCUAAACCAAGCAACGUCAAGUGCGGAUGCCAGUGGCCGCUGCUUCCGUGUGCACUGUGCACGGGACGUACGGAUCCGACAGCACUGAGAGAUCCACUGGAUACGCUAACGUUCCCGGAACGGGUUGCACUUCUCGAUGCCAGUUUCCAUCCCGUGUUGAGCUUCCCAGAAGACAUUUCGUACAGCAUACAUCUGGAGGCGAUCAUGCGAACGCCGGAAUGGCAAAAUAAAAUGAUUCGCAGCAAAGCUACAUCCGCUAGUCUUACCGAAUCGUCGGUACCGAGAUCAUCAUCUUCACGUGGUGCAUUCUUCUCAUCCGGUGACGAAAUGACAUCAUCCUCGCACGGCAAGCGCUACACCAGCUCGGACGGCAAGCGGAAGUACGAGUCGAUGACCAGCAACAAGUACAAGAACAACGAUCGCUACCUAAGCGAUGGUGGAAACAAAUCUAAAAAAGCCAAAUCGAAGCGGGAUGUGAUACUAUCGAACAGUCGUAAAUCUGGAUCAGGAUAUUCGUACGACGCUUCGCGUUCGGGCUCGAAUGGGCAUCGGAACAAUAACAAGAACCAGCCGGGUGUGAGCAAAUCGAGAAAAUCUUCCCAUUGCUACGACUAUUACGAUGGCAAUGAUGGUGGUGUAAGUCGCAGUCGGAACACUUCCCCAACGCCCAACAAUCGUAAUGAAAGGAGGUAUCGGAACAGUAGUGCGUACGACAUCGGUAGCAUUGUGAUUCCACAGAGCAUGGCCGCCUCAACGAGGGUGUCCAUACCACAAUAUAAGGAUAUUGCCGUACCGAAAUGGCGCAUUGUUGGUGAGCAUGAGGAUACUGAUGACUCGGUCAACAACGAAGCGAACAACUCCGAUAAUGUAACGAGCGAUAACCAAAACGUGAUCAUCACCAUGGACGCGGAGUUAUCCACGGAAGGAAAUCAGACUAUCCUGAAAAGUCCGGUAAAAAGCGAUCCAACGAUUCCACCAAAUGGUACGAAAACAGUCGCCGUUCCGAUGCCAACUCCUUCCACAUCCGGAUGCAUCGAAACUCCGCAGCAACAGCAGCAAUUGAUUGUGAUACCGGCUCAGGAUGAGGAAGACAUCUCGGAUGAGGCGAUCAUGUUGAAGCACGAACGCGCUCUGCAGGAAGAACGCAAGAAGUUCCAAACUUAUCUGAAGUUCCCGUGGAGCCGACCACGCGCAAAGCGACGCACCGACAGCCGGGCCGGUUCCAGUGGUGGUAAUACACCCGAUCCGACUUCACCAGCACCGCCAACACCGAUGGUGGAUCAUGAUUCUUCGCCGGCAUGUCCAUCUACUCCAAUAACGCCCCAGGAUGGACAGGAGCUAUCCGAAGCAAAUGUUAUAAAUGCGCUUAAUAAAAGUCUUCACAAGAAAGAACGCCGUAGGACGGUAUCAUCGAAACGGGAAGACCAGCAAACUCAGGGAGCAGGCACCACUACACCGGAUACACGUGAAGUCGUUACACCGUAUGAAGCACUUCAGUUUCCACUUGCGGAUAACAUUUUUGAGGAUAUGGUACGUUCGAUGCCGAGCGACCACCUGGACAAUGAAUGUCUUAGCAAGCUAACCGGACGGAACGGUUUACCAUUCCGCCGUUCAAUGCAUCGAAACAACAACUUACUGCUAAAGGUGAAUUCGAGCGUUAAUCUUGCCCCGGCCAGUCUCGGGCUGGGCAGCCAAAACCCGCUCAGCUCGAACGCAUCGACCGCGACGACAGUGUCGGCGACCGAGACCGAUAUGGAAGAUUUCGACGAUGAAGAUCUGAUGCUCGCGAAGCGAAUGGAAAAAGAGCUCAUCAUGCAGCGAUUGCUAAACAGCCGCAAUGAAUCGCAACAGUACGAAAUAGUGCCACCGUCCGCCAAACCCAUGCUCGACGAUGACGAGGACGUCAUCGACGAUGAAGAGACGGAUACGGGCGAAUCGCUGUUCGUGGAGGAGGACGAUCCGAACGAUCCGGAAUGGCACGAUCGGCCAGCGGGUCGUUCCGGUGGCGGCGGCGGUGCUGCUGGUGGUAGUGGUGGUGGUGUUGGAAGCAAUGGUGCUGGAAAUGCAAGAGUUUAG